AUGGUUCGCAUUAUCCCGACACGUCUAAAGUCCGCUUCCUCCCUCAACAACAGCCGCAGCAACAGUCCUAGGCGGUCCAACAGCAACAGCAACUCCGUCUCCAACACGGCCAAUACCUCCAGCAUCAACAACAACAACCACAACAACCACAACGGCACUGGCAAGUACCAGUCACGCACUCCCUCCAGAAUGGGCAGCGAUCUUUCCGCCAAAGAUAAAGACACCGGCCUGACCUUGAAGGUCGUCAUUCUGCGUGCACGCAAUCUAGCUGCGAAAGACCGCAAUGGAACAUCAGACCCCGUACGUCCAGAGGCCAAAAUUGACUUCAUACCCCAGACAAACAUCUACUGA
Molecule: messenger RNA, 351 nt
Organism: Verticillium alfalfae VaMs.102
Lineage: Eukaryota; Fungi; Ascomycota; Sordariomycetes; Glomerellales; Plectosphaerellaceae
Exons: 2
Coding region: 1-351 (116 amino acids)
Source: RefSeq, a predicted model, not a curated record